GUGAGUACCAAUCCCGUUCGAUGAACUCAUAAUUUGAGCAUCAUGGAUAAAAACGAAUCAACUACUGAUCUCAUCCUUGACGAUGAUGUUUUAGAGGUAGAGCAGCCAGAGCGCCGUGAAUGGAAGAACCCCAUGGUUAGCGUCGCCUCGUUCUUUUUACUAACGGAUUUAUUUGAGCGUUUCGCAUACUACUCGAUGACUGGAUCUUUAAUCACGUUCUUCACGCGGGAGUUGGGACUGGAAACCAACUUGGCUACACAAAUUCAAUCCACUUUUCAAUCGGUUGUAUACGUAGCUCCCCUAGCUGGAGCUUACCUUGCCGAUGCUACACUGGGUCGUUUCAAGACACUGCUUUAUGCUUACGUUCUGUACGUGGUUGGUGCAGUUGUGAUGACUAUUGCAUCUAUUCCAUCAUUCAAUAACUCCGUUCUAUAUUUUAUCGGAUUAAUCGCCUUGUUCGGUGUUGGUUCUGGAGCAAUCAAGCCUAAUCUGAUCGUCCUUGGUGGUGAUCAGUUUGACGAAACCAUCGAAAAGCAGCUUGCGCAGAAGACAUCCUACUUUAGUUAUUUCUACUGGUGCACGAACAUUGCCGCAUUCGUCGCAUUCUCCAUCAUGGGAGGACUUGCCACUCAGGGUAUGGGCGCUAUCCCUCAAGACUCUUCAUUCUUCUGGUCAUUCGCAAUCAGUACCGUCGCCUUGAUAGCCUCCGUGGGUGCCUUCCUAUUGGGUUCUGGCCGAUACUACAAACCAGUCCCCGCCGGUUCAGCUCUCCCAACGUUCAUGCGCGUGGUCGGAUCUGGAGCAAAACAUACAACUAAAGGAAAGAUAGUUGUUAUCUCAUUCAUCUUUGAGUUGGUGGGUAUGCUGGUGACAAUCGUAUCCUUUUUCAUUAGCACUGCUUGGGUCUCCUACCUAGCUGCAGCCUUUAUCGUAAUCGGUGUGCUUGGUCUUGUCGGUUUUGGACGUACCACUGAAUGGCUCGAGACUGCCCGUGACGAUGGCCAUGCGGACGACAGUGUGGACGAUGCCAGAGCUGUGAUGCGCAUGAUGCCCUACGUUGCGUUCAUUGUUAUCUUCUGGUGCGUUUACAAUCAAAUGAAUGGAAAUUUCCAGGCUCAGGGUUGCCAGAUGAACGACUACGCUAUGGGGUACAAGUGGGCUCCCUCGCAGUUGUCUCUAUUCAAUACACUUGGUUGUCUAAUCUUCAUUCCCAUUUGUGAUGCGCUUCUAUACCCCGGAAUGAACAAGUGCUGGCCGGCAACCUCAUUGCGUCGUGUCGGAAUCGGAUUCGGAGUAUGUGUUGUUGCUAUGUUGAACGCUGGCUUUGUAGAAAUGGCCCGUAAGUCAGCCACUGUGAUGAGUGGACCUGAUGGCGUAUCUUCGUGCUCGCCCUGUAAUUUGACCACUAAGCCUUGCGGUACAGGAGAAACAAUCAAGUACAUGAGUGAUAUUUCCAUCUUAGUACAGAUUCCUCAAUACUUCAUCGUGGGAGUGGCCGAAGUGUUCACAGCCGUUACAUACUAUGAUCUGUUCUACACUGAGGUACCUGAUUCCAUGCGCGCCGUAUGUCAAGCUAUCAAUAUGUUGACCACUUCCCUUGGUACUAUGGUUGGUGGAACUAUCAAUUCCGUACUCAGCGACUGGUUGCCUAAUGAUCUUAACAAUGGACAUAUGGAUUUGGUGUAUUUUGUGAUCGCCGGUCUAGGUAUUGUCAACUUGGCAGUAUUCAUGCUAGUUUCCCCUGGAUUCGUUUACAAGCACGAAUCUGCCGCCGAUGACGAGUCGGUGGCCGAAGAUGCCGUCAACAAGUCCAGACGUGCAUCCGCGCACUCUCUACACCAGUAGAUAAUGAAUAAAUGUUAGUUGCUCGCACUAAUUGGAGUUGAAUAAAAUAAUAUAACCGAACAAAAAA
Sphaeroforma arctica JP610 is the source of this 1912-nucleotide messenger RNA. RefSeq lists its product as hypothetical. Lineage: Eukaryota; Ichthyosporea; Ichthyophonida. The record is from RefSeq and is a predicted model, not a curated record. Gene Ontology annotation, cellular component: membrane. The transcript is spliced from 2 exons. Gene Ontology annotation, molecular function: transmembrane transporter activity. Gene Ontology annotation, biological process: transmembrane transport. Bases 43 to 1845 code for a protein of 600 amino acids.